This is a messenger RNA of Oikopleura dioica, 2952 nucleotides long. NCBI's taxonomy places the organism in Eukaryota, Metazoa, Chordata, Appendicularia, Copelata, Oikopleuridae. The record is from the annotation of a GenBank genome assembly.
AUGGCACCGAUAAAAAAAGGAUCAUCAAUCUGUCUUUAUGUCAAUGGUUUCAAGCCAUACUUCUAUGUUCCAGCACCAAAAGGCUUCACUGAGGACUACUGCGGCCAAUUUGUGAAAGAGCUCAACGACCGAGUUGUAAGCAAUCUCGGUUCUCGCGCAGGAAUUAUGAAGGGCGUUACAAAAGCUGUACUCGGAGCAGAAAUGUGCGAGAAGGAAGAUAUCUACGGAUACAACUCACAGGGAAAAGUGCCAUUUAUAAAAAUAACUGUUGCUUCUUGGCAGCUAAUGACGCCGUGUAAAAAUGUGUUGGAGCCGGGAUGGAAAGUGACGACUGACAAUGGUCAAUUUCAUCACAAUUUUAAAAUGUUCGAAAGUCACAUCGAUUACGAAGUCCGUUUCAUGGUCGAUUGCAAAGUCAGAGGAGCGUCUUGGGUAACAGUUCCUCACGGAAAAUAUCAGCGAAGAUGGGAUAAGCAAACAACCUGCUCUAUUGAAGCCGAUGUACACUUCUCUGACUUAAUUCCUCAUGAACCUGAAGGUGAAUGGGCGGACAUCGCCCCCAUGCGAAUCUUCAGUUAUGAUAUCGAAUGCGCAGGACGAAAGGGUAUCUUUCCAGAGCCGGAACAUGACCCCGUCAUUCAAAUUGCUUGUAUGGUGCAAAAUCAAGGUGAACCCUCGCCGUUUAUUCGGAUGAUUUUUACACUGAACUCUUGCAGUCCCAUCGUUGGCAACCACGUCUUCUGCUACGAGAAAGAAAUUGACAUGCUGGAAGGCUUUGCCGAACUUAUUCGUCUCGUUGACCCUGAUAUUAUUACAGGCUAUAAUAUCAUGAACUUCGAUACUUCAUACCUUGUAAACCGAGCGAAUACGCUCAAGAGUAAAACCUUCCCCUUCCUCGGCCGUGUCCGAAACACCGCUUCCAAAGUACGUGAUGCCAAAUUCUCGUCCAAGCAAAUGGGCACGAGGGAAUACAAAGAGGUAAAUAUUGAUGGCAGAAUCCAACUCGACGUCAUGGUCUCUAUCGUUCAAAACUACAAACUCCGAUCUUACAACUUAAACGCAGUUUCCUACCAUUUCUUGAAAGAGCAAAAAGAAGAUGUCCACCAUUCAAUCAUUUCUGAUUUGCAAGCAGGAGAUGAAUCAGAUCGACGACGAUUGGCUGUUUACUGCCUCAAAGAUGCGUUGCUACCACUUCGACUCAUGGACAAGCUGAUGUUUGUGGUGAAUACAAUGGAAAUGGCGAGAGUAACGGGUGUCCCUGUGUCUUAUCUUCUUACUCGAGGACAAUCUGUUAAAGUCAUGGCCCAGCUUCUACGUGAGUCCUCGAUUCGUGAUCUUGUCAUGCCUGUUUUGAAAACAGAGCAGUCUGAUCAGUACGAGGGAGCAACAGUCAUCGACCCGAUCCGUGGCUACUACAAAGAGCCCAUCACGACUUUGGAUUUUGCCUCUCUUUAUCCCUCAAUCAUGCGCGCGCACAAUCUAUGCUAUACAACACUGUUACAAAAUAAAUUAGAGCGCUCGAAACUUUCUCCGGAUCAGUUCAUAAAAACUCCGACUGGUGAUGAAUUCGUCAAACCAGAAGUCCGGGAGGGCCUUCUACCGAUGAUUUUGAAAAAUCUUCUUGAAGCUCGAGGAAGAGCGAAGAAAGAACUCAAAAUCGAGAAAUGUCCUUUCAAGAAAAAAGUGUUGGAUGGUCGACAGCUUGCUCUGAAAAUUUCGGCCAACUCUGUCUAUGGUUUCACCGGAGCGCAGGUUGGAAAGCUUCCGUGCUUGCCAAUAUCUGGAUCUGUUACCGCUUUUGGCCGAAUGAUGAUUGACGAGACAAAGAGACACGUUGAGGCAAACUACACCAGAGCCAACGGAUACGAGCAUGACGCCCAAGUUGUUUACGGUGAUACUGAUUCUGUCAUGAUCAAAUUCGGAACAGACUCGAUCGCGAAAUCCUUUGAGCUUGGUACUGAGGCAGCAAAAUUUGUUACGGCCAAAUUCAUCCAACCAAUCAAACUGGAGUUUGAAAAAGUCUACUGUCCGUAUCUUCUUAUCAACAAAAAGCGAUACGCAGGGCUUUACUACUCAUCCAAUCCGGAGAAGCAUGAUAAGAUGGAUUGCAAGGGUAUCGAAACUGUCCGUCGUGAUAAUUGCCGACUUGCUUCUGAGCUCAUCUCCAAAUGCCUUGACAUGAUGUUGAUCAACCGGGACCCAGAAGGCGCGGUUGAGUACGCAAAAGACACCAUCAGAGAUCUUCUUCUCAAUCGAGUUGAUAUCUCCAAGCUAGUCAUCACAAAAGAACUGACGCAGAAAGCCGAGGGAUACGCUUCAAAGCAGGCACACUGCGAACUCGCCGAACGAAUGCGAAAGAGAGACCCAGGAUCCGCACCGCAGCUCGGUGAUCGAGUACCCUAUGUGUUCAUCAAAAAGCCAAAGAACACACCUGCUUAUGAGAAGGCAGAAGAUCCGCUCUAUGUGCUUGACAACUCAGUUCCAAUCGAUGCUGAACAUUAUCUUCACCAUUCGCUUGAAAAUCCUCUUCUUCGGAUUUUCGAGCCUGUUCUUGGUGAAGCAAAGGCGAAAUCCGUACUUUUCAAGGGAGAUCACACUCGAGUCAAAGCUGUGACGACUUCAAAAGUUGGUGGACUUUUCAAAUUCACCCAGAAGCGAGAGACAUGCAUGGGAUGCAAAGCGGCGAUGCCAAAGGGUGUUGAUGGAAAUGUCUGCCCGAGCUGCAAAGAGAACGAAAUCGAGCUCUACUUGAGCCACAAGGCGGAGCUCGAUGAUCUUCGAAUUGAUUUUAACAAGCUCUGGAGCCAGUGCCAGCGCUGUCAGAAGCACAUGCAGAAGGAAGUUCUUUGUUCCAACUGCGACUGUCCGAUUUUCUAUCGCCGAAAGAAAAUCCGCUCCGAUCUGAUGAAAGCAGAAAAGGCUGUUGCCAAAUUUGGUCCCAUCGACUGGUGA